AUGAAAAAAAAUUGUAAAACUAGAUAAUACUCAUUUUAAAUUACAAUUACUAAAAAAGCCUUUCUAAAUUUCAAAAAUUAAUAUUAAGAUUAGAAAAGCAAGAUUCUGGAAUAAAACCAAGGUAUCUAAUCUAAGCAUUAUCUAGAAGAUAACGAUUUAACAAAGAGGGACGUAAUGGCUAUAAUUAACCAGCCUGAAUAAAUGAAGAAAAAUACAAUUAGCAUGUCCAAAUUUGAUAAAAAAUUAUUAAACUCUCUUAACUAGCUAGAAACCUUUUUAGAUCGGUCUGAAAAGGAAGAUACUCCUCUCAUUCUUGCAAAAAAAGAUGAAAAUAUGUUUAAAUACUUUGUUAAUAAUGAAGAUGAUAAUGGAACGAGUGUAUCAAGUUGA
This is a messenger RNA of Paramecium tetraurelia, 390 nucleotides long. RefSeq lists its product as uncharacterized. The record is from RefSeq and is a predicted model, not a curated record. Lineage: Eukaryota; Ciliophora; Oligohymenophorea; Peniculida; Parameciidae. The transcript has a single exon.